Messenger RNA from Exophiala dermatitidis NIH/UT8656, 4734 nucleotides. RefSeq lists its product as uncharacterized. The coding region runs from base 1 to 4734 and encodes 1577 amino acids. Gene Ontology annotation, cellular component: nuclear pore. Gene Ontology annotation, biological process: intracellular transport. The record is from RefSeq and is a predicted model, not a curated record. The transcript is spliced from 2 exons. NCBI's taxonomy places the organism in Eukaryota, Fungi, Ascomycota, Eurotiomycetes, Chaetothyriales, Herpotrichiellaceae.
AUGCCAAAACGUGGCGCCGACGAAUACAUCACCAAGGAACACGGGUCAAUAGCCAACGCCAAUUCUGGCGAAGAGAAGCCCGCAAUGUCUACAGCAGCGCAGCUCGCGAGGAGGAAGAUUGCGACACCUAAAGGCAGGCUUAAUGCCAACCGAUCUUCACAUAACUCCUCGCUUGGCGGUGGUAGCACGACUACUUUCGGAAACGGCAUCCCGCAACAAACAUUUCCCGGCCUGAACGCAGGCAUCAACUUCGGCUCAAGCACUCAAAAUCCUUCCUCUGACGCCAACGGUGGCUUCAACUUCCAACCCCCGCAGUCGAGCACCUUCAACUUUGGCGUGCCAACGACAACCCCUAAUCCUUUUUCAUCGAUAAACGGCUCCAGUUUUUCAAUGAAUGCAGGGCAAGACGUCUCUAUGGAGUCGCCUCAAAAGAAGGCAGCGUUCGGCAACGCAUUUGGUUCAAAUAAUAUGAAUAGCAAUACGGGUCCAAGCUUCACUUUUGGACAGGCAGCGCAACAGCAACCAAACGGAUCUUUCGCUUUUGGGGCGAACCAGAGUGCAAACAAUACUGCAGGCUCGGGCGGCGGAGGCUUGUUUGGGCGUAUAUCCAAGCCAGAAGAUUCGCAACCUCCGAGCAACCCAUUUGGUCAACCCGCACAAUCUCAACCUUCUUUUGGUGGCUUUGGUCAGGGCGCAUCCACCCCACAAAGCCCGGCAUCUUCGUUCACAUUCGGUCAGACAAACAACAAUGCUGCUGCGCCGACCUCUGCGCCCAGCUUCACUUUUGGUCAGAGCACAUCAGUCCCCCAAAGUCCUAUGCCAUCCUUCGGAGGUGGGCAAGUGACCGAGACUCAGCCAUCGGGCGAGCAACCGAAAUUCACUUUUGGUCAAAGCUCUGCUAGCAGCAACCUGUUCGGUUCUGGCAACAUGAGUGGUGGUCAGACCCCAACCGCAGGCUUCGGAGCCGCGCCCGCCGCUCCUGUCUCUUUCGGCCAGAGUCAAACCACGUCGACCCAGAGCAGUCUUUUUGGUGGUUCAGGUGGCGCAGCAAAGAGCGAUGAGAGUAAAUCAGCGCCUCCUUUGUUUGGCACGUCCACAAACACGUCGCAACCGGAAGCUAGUAUUCAGGAACAAAGCGCCUCUCCAGAAAAGUCUACGACUUCGUCUUCGGAGCCGGCUGCGCAGGCAUCAGCGAAUCCUUUUGCUUCACUAUUUGCGGGCGCAGGUACGCCGCCGAUUGCGCCGGUUUCCAAGCCAAGCUUCAAUUUUGGUGCGCCCAGCCAACCUUCAGGAUCACCCAGUGCCAACAAAGCGACAGAGCCUUCUUCGUCCUCGAAGUCAAGCUUCUCGUUCGGCGCCUCAGCACAGCCAUCGAGCACUUCAGGGUCGGCAGACACAGAAAAACCCUCCGCAACACCGAAGCCAGCCUUCAGCUUCGGCACAAGUCAGAUGCCGCAAGCAGCACAAUCUACCGAGGCCGAAGGCACGUCCGUAUCAAAAGGUUCAUUUACUUUUGGCGCAACGGGUGCACCUCCCGCAGGACCUGCCAGCACUGCAGAAUCUAAGUCGAGCGAGCCGAAGUCUUCCAGUGUGUUCUCCUUUGGAUCCAAGCAGGGGGCUUCCGAAACCAGCAACGGAAGUGACAAAUCCAAGGAGGCUGCCAGUCCUGUCACAAAACCAACAUUCGGCUUUUCCGCGACAAGCACGCCUGUAUCUAGCGGCGGCCUUUUCUCGCCCGCGAAGAAUAAUAGCACAGGUGAGAGUGGAGGAGCCGGAAAACUGUUUGGUAAGCCCGCGAAUGCUACGGAUGCUGGAAAAGGGCCCGUUCAGCGUGAAGAAUCCACGCCAGGUCACUCGGAAAAACCAGCGCAAGGUACUGCUUCCAGCUUGUUCUCGGCAACCCCCAAAUCUGCUGCAGAUGUGGGCAAUAGGUCUUCCGGAGCCGAACUUUCAUCGUCGUCUUCGAGACCUUCACUCAAGAAUGACAUGCCGCCCUCCACCUCAGAGCCUUCGAAGACACCUGUGUACACGAAGGCACCCCCGUUUAUUCCUAGUCACCUGGAUGCCGAACGCUACCGCGAGUACGAUCGAAACUACCGUCUCCAUUCUCUGAAUGCUGGGUUACAACAAAAGCUGGCAACUUUAGACCCGCGCUCUUACGACUUCGAUAACAUUAUCCGUCACUAUGUUGCAGCCCGUGACAGCAUUGGCGCGUCCUUGGGACUCUACACACGAAAUCUGGCAGGCACAAAGCGCAAAGGUGACCGCAUUGAUGCUGAUGAUGAGCGACCUCCGUCAAAUAAACGAACACGUUCAGAUAAUGGUCCACAGACGACCACGACCCAGUCCAAAUCAUCUUCUAUUUUCGGAACUGGUUUCACUCCCCAGCAGCCAAAUUCUGACCAGGCACCCAAUGACUCAAACUCAUCGCGAGCUACGGCGCGGCUCAACGAGAUAAUUCCCGAAAAAGGUCCGAGCUCCAGUGUAAGCCGCCCGGAGCCAGCUCCCCAAGACAACAACCCCUUCUCUCAGAUAACUUCUGGUCCUCAGCCUAGUACUGCGGCUCCUUCGACUACGCCCACAAAGUCUCCUCCAAAGAAGCCUGUUUUUGAAGUUCCAAAGUUUGGUGCGGGGGGCACUAAUUUCAUGAGUGCAUUCGGAGCCAAGGCCAAGGAGAACGCGGAGAAAUUUGAGAAGAACCUGAUAGAGAAACGAAAAGCAGAGGAUUUUGAUUCUGACGAAGAUGAUGAGGAAACAUUUCGCAAACAAGCCGAGGAGGAGAUGCGGGCAAAGAGAGCCAAAUUCGAAUCCGUUGCGAAGGGUGGGUUUACUCCCAAGAUUGCCUCUGGCUCUGCAUCUGCAUCUGAAAAGUCGUCGACCUCUGCGUCUACGCCUUCCGCGUCGGUGUCCGCCGGCACUGCAACUCCUAAGCCGGCAAACAAAUUCGGAAUCUCGGGCCCCGUUGUUGCCCAGAAGCCAGCGUUUAGCAGACCUGGCUUCUCCGGCUUACCUGCCAUGGCACCUUUCCACAACCCUUUUGCUGCUCUCAGUUCUACCGGCCCCCGCGGUGAGCAGUCUCAGAACCAAAAAGAUGCAAACCCGUUUGCUGCUCUAAGCUCUACCGGGACAAGCGGUGAGCAGUCUCAGAACGAAAAAGAUAAGGACAGUUAUCGCAACCGAUCUGGCGGUUUCAGUAAGGAUGAAAGCGACAGUCAGGACAGCGAUCGCAACCAACCUGGCGAUUUCAGUAAGGAUGAAAGCGACAGGGAGGACCGUUAUCGCAACCAGUCCGGCGGUUUCAGUAAGGAUGAUACCGAGAGAGAGGACGAAGAUGGUGAAGGGGAGUCCAGCGGCUACACUAAGGAUGAAGCCGAUCAGGACGAGGAGGACAAAUCUGAAAGCAGCGACGAUGCAGCCGAAGAAUAUCCUUAUGGUUAUCAAGCAAAUCAAGCUUCCUCGGACGAUAAGGACGGAGAGGAAGAUGAUUACAAUGAUUUACAAAAGGCCUUGGAUCGAUCUGCUGGACGAACAAAUGCAGGCAAAAGCUUGUUCGAUCGGAUAGAGCCCAAUCCAGACAGGCAAGCCAGCAAUGAGGAAGGAUCGGGCACCGGGUCCACCCCUCCAAUUUUUCAAUCGGCGAAGAACUCUUCGUUUCCCCCAGCUGUGUGGGGAUCUCAUAUUGGCAAAUCCACGCCCGAAGCUCCUACUUUCUCACCCAUCACUCCAGCCACAGGGGCCGCUAAGUCUGGAUAUAAGCCAGCCUCCACAUUCAAUUUCACCCCCACUCCAGCUACCACGACGGCUGCACAGACACCAGGUGCUUCAAUAUUUGCUGGAGGUGUGACUAAAGGAGGCCCUGUUCCCGGAGAGGGCCUUUUCGGUUCCCGACCCAGCACGCCUAGCAAUGCGGACAAAAACAACAAUCUGGCCAAGUCAAUUCUCACUUCUCCUGCUGGGACUGAUAACACUUGGAAAGAAGGCGCACCUAUCUCGUUUGGGAGUGGCAACAAUAGUUCGAAUGGUCCGACAUUCAAGUUCACCUCCGCAUCACCGAGAGACAACGACUCGUCAACCCCAAAGCCUUUCGGCUCACUGUUUGGUACUCCAUCGACUACGGCAAAGAACACGGAGACUUCCAAUCAAGUUGGCUUCCAAUUCGGCGUACCAAACUCCUCUACGCCUGCGCCGGGCUUUCUUGGAGCCAUUUCACACCUUGGGGGCGGUUCGGCCGGUAGCUCUGCCGUGUCUUCGCGCGCUACCUCUCCUGGUGUGACAGACAAUGAAUCCGUUGCCACCAACGAGACUGAUGAGACGCCUGAAGACCCUCAAGCAUCAUUGAUGGAGUCCCGAGCAGGAGAAGAGAACGAGUCAUGUCUUUGGGAAGGGCGCUCAAAAGCCGUAAUGUUCGUGACCAAAGAAAUGGCCCAGGGAACCAAACUCAACCCUAAUGAUUGGAACUCCAUGGGUGUCGGUCAGAUACGGCUCCUAAAGCAUAAGGAGACAGGGAAGACUCGUAUUGUUUUCCGUGUAGAACCCAACGCAAACAUCCUCAUCAAUUCUCAUCUUGUUGACGGCGUCGCUUACGAGAAUGCGUCUACCAGCAAGAGCGGUGCUGUCAAGGGACCCCUUUUCUACAAGGGUAACCUCGUCCGCUGGGUAUUGAAGGUCAAGACCCCAGAUAUGGCUUCCGAACUAGCAAAGUUGAUGGAAGACAACAAGAGUGCGAGUGCUUGA